AGCGAAAGCACCAUCCGCACAGACUGUCGGACACCCUGAAAGCAACAAGCUUGACUGGACCGGACAAAACGCCCACUGCAGUGGUGCCGUAUACUCUGAGUAGACGGAGAUAAACGAGGUCCUUUUUUCAGCCUUAAACGUCGGUCUGAAUUCAACUGAAGACAAAAAGAUGUCGGUGGGUUAUAAAGAUGACCAGAACGACUGGGUGACCGUGUGCCUCAAGUACCUGCUCUUUGUUUUCAACUUUCUCUUCUGGAUGGGCGGAGCUGCUGUUUUGGGUGUGGGCGUCUGGACACUGGUGGCAAAGAGCGACUACUUGAGCCUAUUGGCCUCCAGCACUUUUGCUGUGUCAGCAUACAUCCUCAUCUUGGCUGGCAGCCUGGUGGUAGUUACAGGCUUUUUGGGCUGUUGUGCAGUCAUCCGGGAGCAGAGAAGCUGUCUGUCCACGUAUUUCAUCUGCCUCCUGUUUAUCUUCUUGAUCGAACUUGUGGCCGGGGUGCUAGCUUAUGUAUACUACCAGAGGCUGAGUGAGGAGCUGAAGCAGCAUCUUAACCACACUAUGACAGAGAACUACGCUCAGCCAGGAAAGGAGGCAGUCACAUUUGCGGUUGACAGUCUACAACAGGAUUUCAAAUGCUGUGGCAGCAACAACUCUCAUGAUUGGACUGUGAGCAAGUACGUUGUGUCAGGGCAAGCAGAAGGCAGGGCGGUACCUGACAGCUGCUGUAAGACCAUCACACCUCACUGUGGAAAGAGAGACCACCCCUCCAACAUCUACAAAGUGGAGGGUGGCUGCAUCACUAAGCUGGAAAAGUUCCUUGCAGAUCACCUGUUGGUUAUCGGUGCAGUGGGGAUAGGAGUGGCCUGUCUGCAGUUGGUCGGGGCACUCUUGACAGCCUGCUUUAUCUAUCUGCUCUAUAAAGAAGAGGAAGAGGACUUUGGUGCAUUGUAAUUUGGCUCUAGAGCGCUGCUGGUUUAAUCUAAUGGAGAGGCAAGAUAUGUGGAAUGGUGUUCACCUGCUGCUUGUACAGAAGGAUCAAGAUGGACCCUUACUGAGCACAACAUGACCCCUGCACACCACCUUCAACAGAUGGAGCAUGACCUGCUGACACCUAACCAAACUUUAAAUCCCUGCAUUGUGAUCUGAUGAUCUAAACGUUGGACACACACGAUAGAAACUCAGGCUCAUGAGUUUCUGUUACCUGGUCUAGGCUGGAUGUUUUUGCAUGCUUUAAUUUGAACAUGACUAAAAAAAGGGAAAGGCUUAAUUUGUGUGGUAUUCUAUGCAACUCAUGAAGGUGCGAAUUUAAUUAUGUUUUUAAUUAGGAGAUUUAUAUAGGAGUGUUUCGACAAUUCCAAGUCGAAUAGGCUGAGUAAGAGCACAGAGUACAAAGGAGGAAAGUUAUGUGUGAGUUUCUGUCUUUUGUAAACACAAUGUGCCUCUUACAUAAUUCUACUGGUAAAUAAUUAUGUAUAAAUUCAGUGCCUGAAGUCUUGAAAGUGAGCUGUCAAUACACUGUGAUAAACUGCAGCAAAUGAACGGGGUCAUGUUUAUAUUUGUAGCUUUGUCUUUAAUUCUAACAUGUUGGCUGAGUGAUGGUAAUCAAAAUAAACUUUGCAGUAUCAAUAAUGCUCAUAUGUAUGGCUACAAAAAAGAAAAAACAAUUUUAUUCCAUUUAAGAAAGUGAUAAUUCUCUGUAAAGGCUGCUAAAUCUCUGAAUUUAGAGCUCCAUCUAGUGGUCAGCAUAGGUAACUUGAUUUGAGGAUGGUAGAUGGAACUGUUCAUCUUUUGUGAACUUUAAGCUUUUAAUACUGCUGAUAUUAAUAUUAAUUAUAUAUUAAUUAAUAUUGCUGAUUGAUUUGGUCUUUAUAUUGUGUGCCUCACUUCAGAAGCCCCCCCCCCCCAAAACCGCUGCUUUACACUGAUGAAUGUGAGUGAUCUGUGAAUUGAAUACGGUUCUUCCUGUUUUUGCUGCCUAUUAUAUGCCUUGCUACCCUAUUUUUAUUUUUCCUUGUCUUUGUUAUAUAGCCACCAUAAUAUAGAUGUUUUAGUUGCUAAACCGUAGAAAAUGACUGUCUCUAUUUCAGGCUAUUUAAAUCUUCCACCAAAUAUGACGCCAUUCUCAGCACUCCAACUUCUGUAAAGGGACCUUGCAGGAUUUGAGAAAACCUUUUGGAAUUGCUAGAUUUUCGCAAUUAAUAUUCUUAAAAUGUUUUCACCUAUUCCGGUCAUAGCUGUAGGCCAAGACAAUUUGACAAGACUAAUAAUGGACAAACAGUUAUGUAAAAAUGGUCCCAGCUUUUCAUGCAUUCUCUGUAUGAACAACGGCUCGAGGACAGAGUGAACUUUUUAUUCACGCUGUGUGGACCUUUUACUGAGUGCUUGCAGGUGUUUGCCUGAACUCAACUUCAUUACAAUAACACACGAAUCUCAUUGUCUUCUGAAACUCCGUCCUCUGUGAUUGCUCACACCACGCACACUGGAUCAGCAUGAGAAGGAGAAGGAGAGCAGUAAUUGCUCUCUAAACGGCUCUGCCACAUAUUACUCUUCAGGUAUAUAGAAUAUUAAACAUAUUGACUAAUCGUUCACCAGAAAAUAUAUUUUGUAAUAUAAUAUUAUACAGCUCCGGCACAUGUUUUAUUCAUGCUUAUCACAAUUUGAACAACAGUGAAAUUUAAUCUUGGGCCAUCGUUGGUACUUCUGGAACAGCUCGACUUAGCAGCUGUCUUCAGGUCGUGAGACAGCAUGUCAGUUAGAUUCAGGCUAGAAAUCUGACCUCAUCAUCCCAUAACCUGAAUUUCAUUCAUUUUCUGACAUUUUUUUGUUGAUUUACUUGUGCGCUUUUGGUAUUACCCAACUUUUUCUAUGCUCAGGUUAUGGGCUGCUGCCUCCAUUAUGAUGCAUAACAGCUGGAAAUAAGUUUUGGUGUUGUUGUGCGCCUUUUUUCUUUUUGUCGUGCCGUCUCUCCCAAAAAAUUCAACUAUCAUUUCAUCUGUCUGUUGUGGAUUAUCCAGCUGGUGUUCAGAAAUUCUUUUAUAGGCUCUUUCUGCUGUAUGAAUCAUAAUGUCUUUUUUCUACCCUCCAAGGUUUGUUGAAAGUUGUCAAAAAUGAAAGGAAUGGCGUGUCUGGAACUAACACUUCUUUUCUCAUGUCCUUAACUAAAACAUCUGACUCCAAGUAACUUUUAGACAAGUCAGGAGAAGAGGCAUUUACUGUAGCACUUUAAUUAAAUUUGAUUAUCCUUGUCUAAAAGUGAAGAUGAGAAAUUAAAGGACAAAUCCUGAAAAUUUCAUAAACUUUUUUCCCCCCCCACUGGCAUGUUGUUUUCCUGAUUAAAAUUUUGGGUGCUUAUGUAUGUAACUGGUUGUUGAUGAUAUGACACUGGCACGUGCUUCAACUACUGACUGUUUUCUUUGAAAUGUGGAUCUAGAACUUAAAAAUAAAUGUUUAAAUGUUGCAUUUAAA
Messenger RNA from Oreochromis niloticus (Nile tilapia), 3466 nucleotides. RefSeq names its product tetraspanin 11 (gene tspan11). NCBI's taxonomy places the organism in Eukaryota, Metazoa, Chordata, Actinopteri, Cichliformes, Cichlidae. The coding region runs from base 170 to 952 and encodes 260 amino acids. The record is from RefSeq and is a predicted model, not a curated record. Gene Ontology annotation, cellular component: plasma membrane. The transcript has 9 exons.